AUGAUAGCAUUGCCUGGAGAAGAAGUCUCUCAAGAACGAAACAAUAAGACGAUAAGACAACAGUCGCAUGGAGAAAAGACUAUGCAAAUCAUUUCGCCUGACGAAACAAAUACAGAAGGGAAUGAUAACAAUGGAGAUCAACAGCAGAAUAACCCCGAUACCACUCAGGACCUCAGAGAGUCAACGACAGCUACCAGCGAGAAACCCUACACAUCGUUCAGUCUGCCCCAGAAAUGGUUCGUUGUGGGCAUGGCCACGGCAGCAUCAUUCUUUUCACCACUAUCAGGACAAAUCUAUUACCCUGUGCUGCCCAUACUCGCAGAAAACUACCAUCUGAGCCAGACCCUGCUCAACAUCUCCGUGACGACGUACAUGAUCUUUCAAGGCCUGACGCCGAGCUUCAUGGGCACGUUCUCCGACGCCAGUGGCCGUCGGCCCGGGUACAUACUAGCAUUCAUCAUCUACACGGCUGCCAACAUCGGUCUGGCAGAACAAAACAGCUACGCCGCGUUGUUGGUGUUGCGGUGUCUUCAAAGCGCCGGGAGUAGCGGCACCGUCUCUUUUGGAUACGGAGUUAUCGCCGAUGUUACUACGACUGCUGAACGAGGAACGUACAUGGGUCCCAUGGCAGCAGGGGUUAUGAUGGGUCCUGCUUUGGGUCCUGUUAUUGGGGGGUUGUUGUCGCAGUUUCUGGGCUGGCGGUCUGUGUUUUGGUUCUUGGUGAUCAUCAGCGGGUCUUAUCUUGUGAUUUUCACUCUUUUUCAGCCAGAGAGUCAUCGGGGAAUUGUCGGGGAUGGGAGUAUUCUCCCCUCUGAAUCGUGGCGGUUGUCUGUCCUGCAGUAUAUUCGAAUCCGGAGAAAACAGGCGCGAAUGAGCGUCGAAGAGAAGCAGGAGUAUGACGAAGCGCGAAAAGAGUUGCGAAUACAGCAGAAGAACAGGAAACUUGCAUUCCCUAAUCCGUUGCUCUCAUUUGUGAUUUUGUUGGAACCGGAUGCUUUAAUGCUGAUUUUGUAUAUCGCGUUGAUGUUUUUCGGUGCUACGAUAAUGAUGACUUCCUUGCCGUCUCUUUUUCCUGGUAUAUAUGGAUUGAAUGAGCUCGAGGUUGGAUUAUGUUUCUUACCUCUAGGAGUAUCAUCCGCCCUGGGUGCGGUGGCCAACGGCAAACUCCUUGACUGGAAUUAUAGAAGAUUAGCGGUGAAGCACGGAAUGAGCAUUGACAGUAAACACGGCGACGACUUGACCAAUUUCCCCAUCGAGAAGGCUCGCAUCCAAAUGCCACUGUUCUGGGCAAGUCUUCUCGCUGCUACAUUUCUAGGCUAUGGAUGGGCAUUGGACUAUAAGACCUCGCUUGCUGUGCCGCUGGUCAUAUCUUUCAUACUUGGUUUCUCUCUCAUUUGCACUAUGAAUAGUCUCAACACGUUGCUUACGGAUAUUUUUCCGAGUCGAGUCAGCACUGCCUCUGCUGCAUCGAAUCUUGUGAGGUGUUUGCUCGGUGCCGUGGGUGCAGCGGUGGUUGAUUCGAUGAUAGAUGCUAUGGGUAUUGGGUGGUGUUUCACCUUUACAGGUCUGGUCAUGGGCGCUGCAGUGAUGUUUUUAUGGUGUGAGUAUAAAUGGGGCAUGCAGUGGAGGCAAAAGAGAUGGAGAAAGAAGGCCGAGAAGGUCGAGGCAGUAUAG
Molecule: messenger RNA, 1674 nt
Organism: Talaromyces atroroseus
Lineage: Eukaryota; Fungi; Ascomycota; Eurotiomycetes; Eurotiales; Trichocomaceae
Exons: 2
Coding region: 1-1674 (557 amino acids)
Biological process (GO): transmembrane transport
Molecular function (GO): transmembrane transporter activity
Source: RefSeq, a predicted model, not a curated record